Aspergillus clavatus NRRL 1 is the source of this 1326-nucleotide messenger RNA. RefSeq names its product putative C6 finger domain protein. The transcript has a single exon. Gene Ontology annotation, biological process: regulation of DNA-templated transcription. Lineage: Eukaryota; Fungi; Ascomycota; Eurotiomycetes; Eurotiales; Aspergillaceae. The record is from RefSeq and is a predicted model, not a curated record. Gene Ontology annotation, molecular function: zinc ion binding; DNA-binding transcription factor activity, RNA polymerase II-specific. The coding region runs from base 1 to 1326 and encodes 441 amino acids.
AUGAAUUUCACAUCUGAUGCUGGAAAGGCCUUUCUCGCUUCUCUACCCAUAUCCGAGGAGGAAACACGUCCCCAGGACAAUGACCAAUGGACCAAAUACUGGGAUAUCCCAGAUUCUGUAGCAGAUUCAGGAGAGGCUUCGGGAUACUUGCUUCGGAAGCGCGAAGCUCCGCAAGUGGACAAAGGCUGUUGCGUGGAUCUGGAGGAACCGGUAGCUCGAGGUUGCUGGUCUUGUCGCAACCUUCAACAAGAUUGUUCGCUUGUCGACAAGUCGCUUGUAUACCCGUGCCAGACUUGCAAAGAGGAUGAGAUUGAAUGUGAGCUGAUUAUUCCACCUGAAUGGAAAAGAGCUUGCGAGAGAUGCAGGCGCUCCAAGAAGAGUUGCUCUUACAACCAUGGGGAGACGGACCAUUCUUUACCUUGUGAGCAGUGCCGGGCAAUGGGAAUGAAAUGCAUUGCUGGCCCUGCAAAGGAUAAACCGCCACAGAAAGCGAAAAUCACAACCGAGGAAGCGGAGUUAGAGACACAUGUGCCAACUGCGACUACUCCAGGGACUAUCUGGGACACAAUUCCUCCUCUGCCUUCCAAUGGCGAGUUACUCGAUCCUCUAUUCGUUCCGCUGGGCUCAGAGAUUGACCUGGGAUCAUUGAGCAACAAUUUGGGCCAACCAAGUACUAGCAGCAUUCAUACCAUUCAGACCUCCUUGGCCCAUCCAGUGAACUUCACGUAUGAACCUCCUUCAGAUGGCUCCAGCCCAUGCCACUGGUGCAGCAAUUUCGCGUAUGGUAUCAUGGGGCUCGGAAAAAGGACCGUGGAAGUGAUCGACUUUGGGGAUGGAAGAUAUGUGGAAGUCGGUGGUGGUCAUGUCAGCGAAGGCCAUGAGCCUAGUCGGAUGUGCGUCAUCUGUGCACUGGAGAGAAUCCACGUUGUGAAUUGUCCAGGACACCGCAUUGUUCCUCUGAGAGGAUACAAGGUCGAAACAUUUGAUUUCAAAGCUGCGUAUAACAGCAUGGUUCCAGUGCCAGGCCAGACGCCAAAGAGAACGAACCCUUGGUGCUCCCUGUGUCCCAACCCGGCAUUCUUUGGUUGUGGAACUCUUCAAACCGUCAAUAAGUACCAGGAACCCGUUGCCCCUUCGUCUCCUGAUGUGAAAGGCUGCGGUUUGCUGCUCUGCGAUCGGUGUGAGCUGCUAAUGCGUGCCUUUCGUGGAGAUCUGACCAAGGUGGUUGCGAAGAAUGAGCAGGGGAAUGCGGAAUUUGGAAGUCGCGCCGAUGUUAAUUACAUCCUGCCAGGGAAUGAUCUGUAUCGUUGUUAUACCGGCACUUGA